Dioscorea cayenensis subsp. rotundata (Guinea yam) is the source of this 2589-nucleotide messenger RNA. RefSeq lists its product as uncharacterized. The record is from RefSeq and is a predicted model, not a curated record. The coding region runs from base 1 to 2589 and encodes 862 amino acids. Lineage: Eukaryota; Viridiplantae; Streptophyta; Magnoliopsida; Dioscoreales; Dioscoreaceae. Gene Ontology annotation, biological process: recombinational repair. Gene Ontology annotation, molecular function: ATP hydrolysis activity. The transcript has a single exon.
AUGGCCAAGUUCUCUUCAUCAUCAUCCUCAUCAACCUUCCACUCCACCAUCCAAUCCCCCUCCACCACUCUCAUCAUCAAUCCCACCAAUGCACCGACCUCUCAUAGUCAUAGGCAUUCCGAUGAGAAGAACCUCGGUGAUAUCUCCAUGCAGUUUGGCAAAGCCCGGUGCUGCGACGUGUUCAUUGGGUCAAGCUUGAUUGUUCCUUGGGAGAUGCAUUUCGUGAAGUGGCUUCGAGCGGAGCUUAAAAUGCAAGGCUUCUCUUGCUCCUUGUCCGACCGAAGCAGGCUUCGGGAUGCACGCUCGUUGGCUGUUGCACGAGCCACCAUGGACGCCACAGCAGUAGGGAUGGUCGUUGUGACGACCAGGGCGUUCUCCAACCCAUACAGUGUUGAGGAGUUGCAGGUGUUUUUGGACAGUGGGAAGUUAAUACCCAUCUUCCUUGGAUUGACACAAAGUGAGUGCUUGCCGAGGGAUAUCAUGGAGAGAAGGGGUAAUCUUUGGGAGAAACAUGGUGGUCCUUGUUGGACCUCUUAUGGAGGGAUUGAGAAGGAGUGGAUGGAAGUUAUCAAUGGCCUUUCUCGUGUUGAUGUCAAGCUUGAGGUGAAAGAAGAUAACAUGAGGAGUUGUAUCUUAGUGGCUGUUAGAAUCCUUGGGACAAUAUUAGGAAGGAAAAGUACUGUGGAGAGGGUGAGAAGGUGGGUGGAGUUUGCUGAAGAGGAAUUUCCUUUCCCAAGAAACACUAGUUUUGUUGGAAGGGAGAAAGAAUUGCUUGAACUUGAGUCAUUGUUAUUUGGAGAUGGGAGAGGAAAAGGAGAGGAUGAAAUUAUGAAGACUAGCAGUGAUCAGAAUCCAAGUCUGAGUCGUCUGACUGAAGAAAGAGUAGUAGGUGAGAUAUCUGAGGUUGUACCAAGGAAGGGCAAGGAGCCUGCUGUAUGGCAGGAUUUUGAUGGUGAUGAUGAUGAUGAUGAUAAUGAUAAGAUUGAACUGCAGUUUAGGAAUGGCAUUGCUUUAGUUACCGGUGACUCUGGCAUAGGAAAGACUGAGCUUUUGCUUGAGUUUGCUUACAGGUUUUCCCAAAGAUAUAAGAUGGUUCUUUGGGUCGGGGGUGAAGCAAGAUACAUUCGUCGAAAUUAUAUGAAGUUGCUUCCAUUGCUUGGUGUAGAUAUUGAUGUGGUUACUGAGAAUGAAUUAUCCUUGGGCAAACAAGGAGGGGGGACAAAAAUAUUUACAGAUAUGGAGGGAGAAGCUAUCAGGAAAGUGCGCAGAGAGCUGAUGAGAGACAUUCCUUUCUUGCUGGUUAUUGACAAUUUGGAAAAAGAAGAGGAUUGGUGGGAUGGCAGGAAUGUGAUGGAGCUGUUACCUCGGCUUGGUGGAGAGACUCAUGUUCUCAUCUCCACUCGCUUGCCUCAUGCAUUGAAUAUUCGGCCUCAGAAGUUGUUGCACUUAUCUAGUAGCGAUGCAAUGUUAUUGAUGAGAGGUAGUUUGGUUGAUCUCCCGGUUGAAGAUAUCAAUGCCCUGAGGGCUAUCGAAGAGAAACUUGGAAGGCUACCUCUGGCUUUGGGACUUGUGGGAGCUGUUCUUGCUGAGCUGCAAAUCAGUCCUUGUAAACUUUUAGACAAAAUCAAUGGAAUGCCUUACAGACAGCUGCCGCGGAGCAGUAACAAAGAAGACCUUAUGUUGAGGCGCAACCCGUUCAUUGUCAGAUUGUUGGAUUUCUGUUUCUCCAUUUUUUAUCAAACAGAGAAGCCCAAGAAGUUGCCCUUGAGGAUGAUACAGUCAAGCAGUUGGUUUGCUCCCGCGCCAUUCCCAGUUUCUAUGUUAGCACUAGCUGGGAAGGAUAUUUCAGAAGGGAGUCUAGGCAGCCUUUUGUGGAAAAUAUGUCGACGUAGAUUCACUUGCAUGUGCAUGAGGCAGCUUAAUAAUGUCAAGAGUUCAGAAGAUCAUGAGUUGGCUGAUAUUAUGGUGAGGCUUCGCAUUGCUCGUAGUUGUACAAAAAUAGGAUGCAUUUAUGUGCAUGACAUUAUUAAGCUCUAUGCACGUAAUACCGACAAUGCUAAUAAUGCUCAUGCUGUGGUUCAAGCAAUUAGCACAGAAGGGUCUAUCCAAGAGCACUCUGAUCAUGCAUGGGCAGCAUGCUUUCUGGUGUUCAAAUUCGGCAAUACUCCUUCAGUUGUUGAUCUUUCCGUCCAAGGCAUGGUUUCCUUCAUUAAGCGAAUUGUUCUACCGCUAGCCAUGCAGGAUCUCAGAGCUUUUUCUCAAUUCACUUGUGUUUUAGAGCUCUUGCGGGUUGCCACAGAGGCCUUAGAAACCAUGGAAGACUUGUUUCUAUCCAAUGAUGAUAGUUCUUCCAACAAAUCACCUGUACAAUUUGAUCCCCAUUUGUACAAUGAGUUUGCACAUCUAAGAGCCACUCUUCUAGAAUCAAGGGCAAAACUCAUGAUACGAGGUGGAUUAUAUGAUAUCGCAGAGCAAUUAUGCAGGACAACAUUGAAUAUUAAAGAGGUUAUGUGCGGAUGGGAACAUCCUGAGACACAAGCUACUCGUCAGAUGAUGGAAAAAUUAAUAAGACUUCAGUCAAACUUUUGA